Oldenlandia corymbosa var. corymbosa is the source of this 2081-nucleotide messenger RNA. The record is from the annotation of a GenBank genome assembly. NCBI's taxonomy places the organism in Eukaryota, Viridiplantae, Streptophyta, Magnoliopsida, Gentianales, Rubiaceae.
UAAAUUUGUUAACACCCCAACAUCGCAUUAAUUGCUUAGUAAAUACAAUUUUAUUUGCAAAGAUCAAUUGGCUGAUGCUCAGUAGCAGUCUGUCAUCGUCAGAAGCCGACUAAGAAACCUGAGGAGAAGAAGAUCUAUACAUAAUGGCUAGGCAAGAAUUGCAAGUGCUGAAUGCACUUGAUGUUGCGAAGACUCAGCUUUAUCAUUUCACUGCAAUUUUGAUUGCAGGAAUGGGAUUCUUCACAGAUGCUUAUGAUCUGUUUAGUAUUUCCCUUGUCACAAAGUUGUUGGGGCGUAUAUAUUACUAUCAUCCCGGUUCAACAAGGCCUGGAUCAUUACCACCAAAAGUAUCAUCCUCUGUGACUGGUGUUGCCCUUGUUGGAACCUUAGCUGGCCAGCUUUUCUUUGGUUUCCUUGGGGACAAAUUGGGUAGGAAGAAAGUUUAUGGGAUCACCUUGAUUCUAAUGGUUGUUUGUUCACUUGCUUCAGGGCUUUCAUUUGGGAAUAGCCCGAAAGGCGUAAUGGCCACCUUAUGUUUCUUCAGGUUCUGGCUUGGAUUUGGCAUUGGUGGUGAUUACCCUCUUUCAGCCACAAUUAUGUCUGAAUAUGCAAACAAGAAAACUCGUGGCGCUUUUGUGGCUGCGGUCUUUGCCAUGCAAGGAUUUGGAAUAUUGUUUAGUGGUAUCAUCUCAUUGAUUGUGUCUUCAGCUUUUGAUCACCAUUAUAAAGCUCCAACUUAUGAGCAAGAUCCUGCUGGCUCAACUGUGCCUCAAGCUGAUUAUGUUUGGAGAAUUAUAUUGAUGUUUGGAGCUUUACCAGCUGCUUUAACCUUCUAUUGGCGUAUGAAGAUGCCUGAAACAGCCCGUUACACAGCCCUAGUGGCGAAAAACGCCAAGCAAGCAGCCAGUGACAUGGGUAAGGUUUUGCAGGUUGACCUUGAUCCUGAGGAGGAAAAGAUUAAGAGGUUGGCUCAGAAGAAGGAGAACACUUUUGGCCUGUUUUCUUGGGAAUUCGCUCGUCGUCAUGGUCUCCACUUGUUUGGAACCACAUCUACAUGGUUCUUGUUGGACAUUGCUUUUUACAGCCAAAAUCUUUUCCAAAAAGAUGUUUUCUCUGCCAUUGGAUGGAUUCCACCGGCCAAAACAAUGAAUGCAGUCCAUGAGGUUUACAGAAUUGCAAAGGCUCAAACUUUAAUUGCCUUGUGCAGUACAGUUCCAGGAUACUGGUUUACUGUGGUCUUCAUUGACAUAAUUGGAAGAUUUGCUAUCCAAUUGAUGGGCUUCUUCUUCAUGACAGUUUUCAUGUUUGCAGUUGCCAUUCCUUACCAUCACUGGACUCUCAGAGAAAACCGGAUUGGAUUCGUGGUGAUGUACUCUUUGACAUUCUUCUUUGCGAAUUUCGGGCCUAAUGCUACUACAUUUGUCGUUCCAGCUGAAAUUUUCCCUGCAAGGCUCAGGUCAACAUGCCAUGGAAUAUCUGCGGCAGCAGGAAAGGCAGGAGCCAUUGUUGGGGCUUAUGGUUUCCUUUAUGCAGCGCAAAACAAAGAUCCUGCCAAAACAGAUCCAGGUUAUCCUGCAGGCAUCGGUGUAAAGAAUUCCCUUAUAGCUCUUGGCUGCAUUAAUGCAGUAGGAAUGAUAUGCACUUUCUUCGUGCCUGAGGCGAAAGGGAAGACACUUGAGGAGGCAUCACAAGAAAACGUUGCCGAUGAUGAGACUGAGAUGGCCUAGUCUGAUGUUUGAUUACAUAAGAAUUGUGCAGACUACUCUUUGGUUCAUUGUUCAAAUUUAAAACCCUCUGUUACCAUUCAUUUCCUUUCUUCUGUUUCCCUGCGUGGAAAUACCUUUAUGUUAUUUUGGUGUGGGAUUUUUGGACUUAUUUGUCUAAGUUACUACCUAUGCAUUCAUAUACUCUAUGAAUGCUGAUUUUCUUUUAUCGUGUUCCAUAAUACAAGUGUAUCGUUUUCCCUUCUAAAGCUUCUAUCUUUCGCAAUUCGACUUUCGCCUCAGGGUGACAGUCUACUUUGUAAUUACUUUUGUAGUCCCAAAAGAUAGUCCUUUUAAAGGACAUCACUUCUGCCUCCA